Molecule: messenger RNA, 396 nt
Organism: Ilex paraguariensis (yerba mate)
Lineage: Eukaryota; Viridiplantae; Streptophyta; Magnoliopsida; Aquifoliales; Aquifoliaceae
Source: the annotation of a GenBank genome assembly
AUGGACGUGAAUGAAGCAAUUUUCAUGAACGGAGGAGAACAAAAAGUGAUUUCCAUAACCAGACCUAUGCAAGUAAAUGCGGUUCAUUCUCUGUUCUCAGAAGAUUUCCACCGGAAAAAAGUUCUCAACGUGGCUGAUCUCGGUUGCACGGCCGGUCCGAACCCUUUGUCUGUCAUUUUAAUCGUCAAAGAAAGCUUGCAGAGGAAAUGCAAGGCGUUAAAUUGCCAACCGCCGAAGCUUCAGGUUUACUUGAACGAUCUUCCCGGUAAUGAUUUCAAUUCCCUCUUCAAAGACUUGUCUAGAAUCGGUGAAGAUCAAAAGAGUGAUGUCCUUCUUCCAUGUUUUGUGAUGGGAGCUCCUGGUUCAUUCCAUGGCCGCCUCUUUCCUUGCAGCUAG